Bursaphelenchus xylophilus (pine wood nematode) is the source of this 2069-nucleotide messenger RNA. The record is from the annotation of a GenBank genome assembly. NCBI's taxonomy places the organism in Eukaryota, Metazoa, Nematoda, Chromadorea, Rhabditida, Aphelenchoididae.
AUGUUGUUGAUCUUUGCUCUCCUUGUAAUUGCGGGGUCCGUUCAUGCCUCCGUUAUCGACUGUGACCAAGUCCCACCUGCUUUCUGGUGUCUAAAUCAGACUCUGAUUGAAGAAUGUGGAUGGAAUGUUCCCUGCAGCAAAUAUUUGGCAAAAAGCAAAGGCCAGAAGAUUCCAGUCACUGUUAUGUACCUGACACAGUGCCCAGCUUGCCGAAGGUACAUUUCAGGCGAAUUACAGGAAGUUUAUUCGAAUCAUGGAGAUAAACUGGACAUUGAGCUGGCCCCUGUUGGCGGCGAUCAUAAGUACCCCGUAAGAGAUGACAUAUCUUGGCGGGAUAGAGACAAAAAAAAUAAAAUAUUUUCAGAAAGAAGUAAACGGAAGCAAGUACGACGCUUGUCUUAUAAAAUACGUCAAAGAACCAGUGCCUUUUAUUGGGUGUGUGGAGCAACGGAUUGACCAAGGACCUGAGGCAGCGGGGCAGGAAUGUUUCAAACAAUUCCAAACUGAUGCGGCCACGAUCGAUCAUGUAAAGUAAGGAACGAAGGACAAUACAAAUUGAUCGAAUUUUAGCCGAUGUUAUAAAGAGGCAGAAGGAGAGGAACUAGCUAAGGCGUAUGUUGCAAGAAUCUACAGUGCCCAUCCGACCAGACCCCAUGUUGUUCCAUGGUUUGUGAUCAGCAAUGUCAGCCUGAAGGCUAUUCAAGGCUAUAGAAAUGACCUAGGGUUUGCUGCAAAGCAUUUUUAUGUGCCAAACGACGUCUCCAAGAAAAUUUUCUUAACCGAAGACAAGCUGGUCAACAAUAAUAAUGUUUGUCAUCUUGAAUUAUAACUACAAGAUGCGAAACUACGGUUUUUGCUUCGGUAGAAAAAGAAUUUGCUUUAUUUUUUUAUUUCUGUAACUUCAAAUAAACAUUAGUCGAUGCUUCCAAAUCUUCAGACCUACAUCGGUAAAUAACAAAUAGUCAAAUCAUUCGCUACAGUAAAAUAACCAGGCUUUGAUAAAUAGAUACAAAUUAUUUCCUGAUAUUUCUGAGGCCUUGGUUAUAACUUCAAACUGCUCUAAAACGUGUUCAAGGAAAAGUUGACAAAACAGCGGCAGCGAGACUGAAUAACAUUUGAAACCAUUCAUCAGAUGUUGACUCAUAACACCAUUACAAAUAUCGUGUACUUUAGGCGAUAAUAUUGUUGCCUUUACACAUUUUAAAAGUUACGGGCAGACCUUUAAAGCAUUAAUGAAUAAAAGGACGAUUUAUAUUUAUUACUUUACGAUUAUUAUGCUCUAGCUGCCGACAGGGAAAUGUUGUUGUUCCUGAUUUUCCUGGGGUUGACUCCAUUAACCAAUUCCUUCAGUUUGGACUGCACCAAAAUUCCACCGGCUCUUUGGUGUCUAAACGAAACCUUGUCCAAGGAAUGUAAAUGGGACCAGCAAUGCAACGACUACCUGGCAAGCAGUAAAGGCCAGAAGAUCUUGUUGACUGUUCUUUACGAAACAUUAUGUCCUGAUUGUUCGUGGUUCAUCAAAGGCCCGUUAUAUAAGCUUUAUUCCGAGCACAGGGAUAAGGUCGACAUCGAGUUAGUUCCGUUUGGUAAAGCUAAGAUUGAUGAGGUAAGAGAGAGAGCAAUUUAAUUCAUAAAAUUAUGCAGCAAGGGCAUGUGACUUGUCAGCAUCUUGAGGCGGAAUGUAAUGGAAACAGAUACGAAGCUUGCUUGAUACAUUACUUGUCAGAUCCCUUUCCGUUUAUCAAAUGUGCGGAAGAGAAGCUAGAGCAGAAGGAGGAUAUUAACGAAGCUGCUGAAGCUUGUUACAAGGAAUUAGGGACGCCUUCUAGUGUUGUUGAUGAGGUUAAGUAAGCACUUAUUUAUAUCUUACAAUCCCUUUUAGCCAGUGCUAUAAUGGGGAAUUAGGGAAUGAAUUAAUCAAAAAGAACCAGGCAAGAACUUACGGACACGACCUUGUUGAGCUGACAUCGGUCCCUUGGAUUUUGAUUAACAACGUCAGCCUUGACGGGAUUCAGACUUUUCAGGAAGAUAUAAGUGCCGCAAUUAAUGGAUGGUAUGUGCCUGCAUAA